AUGACGGUUAACCUGGUGUGUCACAGUGCUGCAGGGUCGCAUGAUUCUUUCAGCUACUGGGUUGAUGAGAAAUCUCCUGUGGGACCAGACCAAGCCACAGCCAUCAAACGUUUGGCCAGAAUUUCUUUGGUUAAAAAGAUCAUGAAGAAAUGGUCAGUGACCCAAAAUCUGACUUUCAAAGAGCAGUUGGAAGGUGGGAUCCGCUACUUUGAUCUUCGUGUAUCUUCCAAACCUGGGGAAAUAGGACAAGAGAUUUACUUCAUACACGGCUUGUUUGGCAUCAAAGUAUGGGAUGGGCUGAAGGAGAUUAACACCUUUCUUGAGCAGCACCCCAAGGAAGUAAUCUUCUUGGAUUUCAAUCACUUCUACGCCAUGGACAACAGCCAUCACUUCUUCUUGAUCAACAGGAUCCACUCAGCUUUUGGAUCUAAACUUUGUUCAGUUGAAUGUGUAGAAUAUGUGACGUUACAGUACAUGUGGGAGAAGAAACACCAGGUUCUCAUAUUCUACCACUACCCUCUGUAUCAGGAAUACCCCUUCCUGUGGCCAGGGAAUAAAAUGCCAGCACCAUGGGCUAAUACAACCAAUGUGCACAAACUGUUACAGUUCCUAGAGACCACUCUUGAGGAACGAAGUCGUUAUGGGACUUUCCAUGUUUCUCAAGCAAUUCUCACGCCUCGAGUGAAAACUAUUGCACGGCAUCUAAUUCGUGGUCUGAAGAACACACUUGUUCAUAGGAACCUGCCCAUGAUUUUGAACUGGGUGAAAGCACAGAAGCCAGGUGUUAUGGGUGUUAACAUAAUUACAUCAGACUUUGUGGAGCUGGCUGAUUUUGCUGCUACAGUCAUUGCACUGAAUGACCUCCUUUUGGAAGAGGAUGAAUCUGCAACUAAAUCCUGA
Molecule: messenger RNA, 900 nt
Organism: Nipponia nippon (crested ibis)
Lineage: Eukaryota; Metazoa; Chordata; Aves; Pelecaniformes; Threskiornithidae
Source: RefSeq, a predicted model, not a curated record